Messenger RNA from Drosophila yakuba, 2038 nucleotides. RefSeq names its product Bardet-Biedl syndrome 1 protein homolog (gene BBS1). The record is from RefSeq and is a predicted model, not a curated record. Gene Ontology annotation, cellular component: BBSome; centrosome; axoneme. Lineage: Eukaryota; Metazoa; Arthropoda; Insecta; Diptera; Drosophilidae. The coding region runs from base 63 to 1988 and encodes 641 amino acids. The transcript is spliced from 3 exons. Gene Ontology annotation, molecular function: patched binding; smoothened binding. Gene Ontology annotation, biological process: protein localization to cilium; non-motile cilium assembly.
UAAAAAUAAUUCUGUGACAAUUGUGUGUUUUUAAGCUAGAAAUCUAAAAACAAACCAAAAAUAUGCGGUCAUCCCGGUUGCUAAGGACAAGAAAAACCAAAACAAAAGCAUGUCCUGAAUCACCUGUUCGUUUUCACACUGUGCUGCAAACUUUACACCAAGAUCCUGCCAUGGCCGGUGCUCCCAACUGGCUUCACGUGGACACGGAGGACGAGAGUUCCUCCCAACAUCUCACCACACUGUCCAGUUGCAUGGCCCUAAGUGACGUGCAGUGCGACGGAUAUGUGCGGCUGCUGGCGGCGGACAUUUCACUGGACAACGCCGCCGAGGAGCCCAGUGCCACGCUCAAGGUUUUCCGUGGUCUAAAACUCAAACAGGAGCAGCCACUGCCGGGGAUUCCUGCGGCCAUUGAAAGUCUCUACAUCGAUGAAACGGAGCCCAAAACACCGGUAAUUGCCGUGGCCAUCGCCGAGUCAGUGCUCUUCUAUCGCCACCUAAAGCCGUACUUCAAGUACACAAUUCCCGCACAGGAGUCCGAGGAUCUGGAGCUGGAGGUGUGGCGCAAGCUGCCGGUUGUGAAGCCAAAUGCACAUCCCGCCCUGCUCGACUCCCUGAAAACCAUUGACCACUACAAGCUGUCGCGGAAAUCGCAGCGCCUUCUGCAAAUGGACGAGCAGGAGCGGGAGAACUUCAUCGCCACUCACAAGGACUCGCCAGUGGGUCGGAUUGGCAGUAUCGUGGCCAUGUGCUGCAUUAAGCGCAUCUCCAGCGAUGCCAAUCCGCCAUCCCACUUGGUACUGGCCACCGAUACGGGGCACAUCAUGAUCCUGGAGCCGCAGGGUUUCAAUUUGGUCUAUCAGGGCAAGGCAUGCGACGAUGAGACUGCCGUGCCGAGCCUGAUCUCCGUGCAGGGAACCUUUGAGACGGAUUUCUGCAUCGUGGUGGCCACGCGGAAUGGCGGUGUUUAUCUCCUGCGCAAAAGUCAACCUGAGGGGCAGGAGAUUUUCAAGCUCGGAAUUCCACUAACCGGUCUCCUGCUGCUACCCAUCGAUCAGACGAUAAUCGCCUCCACCAUGGACAAUCGCUAUCUGUGCUACUCAAAGCGCGGCAAGCUGUUAUACCAGGUGCCUAUGGCCGAUCUGCCCGUUUGCCUCCUUCCGUUGCCCCUCACCCAUCUGGGACUCACCCUGGUGGCCAUUGCGCUCAGAGGCGGAGUGGUCAAGUUCUAUCUGCAGCGCUAUCUGGUGGACGAGUUUGUUCUGGAGGAGACGGUGGACGCCAUGCUCUACGGACGAAUGGGCAUGGAGGAUCAUGUGCUCACCCUCGUCACUCAAUCUGGUGGAAUCGUGGUGAAGAUCCUGAGACGUGUGUCCCGCUUUGAGCCCAAACCUGGGGAUCUGGCCAACAAGCGAGCAUUGGGCGAUCACAAAUCCAUCGUGGAUGCCUCGAUUCUGGAUAAGCCCAAGAAGAGCUCCAUCUUUGUGGAGCAGGCUGCACGAGAGAAGCAGCAGGCCAAAUCAACCUACGGCAGUUUCCAAGUGGAGCUGUGGCGCCUUCGCCACACGGCAGCCCGGGCAACCAUCGAUGCCAUCAACUCCUCGGAGAGCACCAUAUCCGGAGACCUGACCCACGCCCCCGUGAAGCUAUCCGCCGAGGUCUGCGGCAGUGGACCCGCAUUCCGGCUCUACCUCACCGUUCAGAACCUGUCCACCUUCAAAAUGGCCUCCAAUCUGGUGGUUCUGCUCCACGCGGACCGCCGCCACUAUACCAUUCAGCAGACAUUGGCCCGACUGCCCAGUGUCCUGCCAGGAGUUCCGCUGCGGGUGGACUUUGAGGUGGUGGCGGUACUGGAUCCCAUGGACAAGCUGCCACCGGCCAGCCUCACAGCGGACAACUCCCAGAUCCGGGUAAUGCUGAUGAAGGCCGGCCAGGCCAAGCCACUCAUCGCCGCCGCCGUUUCGAUGCCCCAAUCCGAGGCGGCCUUCUAAUAGAAAUACGCAUGUAUGUAAGCCGCUUGGAUAUUCAUAAUAAGAUUUCG